Messenger RNA from Eublepharis macularius, 1388 nucleotides. It is a transcript of the gene ADPRH, whose product is annotated as ADP-ribosylarginine hydrolase. Gene Ontology annotation, biological process: protein de-ADP-ribosylation. Lineage: Eukaryota; Metazoa; Chordata; Lepidosauria; Squamata; Eublepharidae. The record is from RefSeq and is a predicted model, not a curated record. Bases 141 to 1220 code for a protein of 359 amino acids. Gene Ontology annotation, molecular function: ADP-ribosylarginine-[protein] hydrolase activity; magnesium ion binding. The transcript has 4 exons.
AAGGCAGUUGUUUCCUUCACCUGCUUGCUGGAAAUUGGUUGCUGUACUCGCUUGAUCCGCCAGCAGCAAGCGCUUUUCCGGCCGAGGGGAUUUCCUGACGACUUUUAGCCUUGUCCGACUCCCCGAGCAAACUGCAAAUCAUGUGUUCUGGACUGCUUGAAAACUAUGUGGCAGCCAUGGUGUUGAGUGCCACCGGAGAUGCCCUGGGCUUUAAGAACGGCAAGUGGGAAUUCCUUAGCUGUGGUGAGAAGAUUCACGCGCAACUGGCAGAAAUGGGAGGUGUGGAUAAAAUCAAUGUGGCAGGCUGGCUGGUCAGCGAUGAUACUGUCAUGCACUUGGCUACAGCUGAAGCCCUGACUGCAGCUGGAACAGACCCAGAUUUUACACACCUGUAUGCUCUCCUAGCAAGAAACUAUAGGGACUGCAUGAACGACAUGAGCGGAAGAGCUCCAGGUGACACCUGCAUGCAUUAUGCAUAUCGUUUGAAACCAGAUGAGCCGGAUGGCUGGAAAAUCCCUUUCAAUGCAAGAGGGGGAGGGUGUGGAGCUGCCAUGAGGUCAAUGUGCAUUGGACUACGGUUUCGUCAUCCGGAACAAUUGGAUAGCUUGAUUGAAGUCAGCAUAGAGAGUGGGCGAAUGACUCACCACCAUCCAACAGGCUACCUGGGAUCCCUGGCUUCUGCCCUCUUCACUUCAUAUGCUGUGAAUCGUAAGCCACCUCAGGAGUGGGGGAAGGGGCUGAUGACCAUGCUACCAAAGGCUAAAGCCUAUAUCCAGAAGUCAGCUCACUUUGUGGAAGAGAACUUGCAGCACUGGAACUACUUUGAAAGUAAGUGGAAGAAGUACCUGAAAAUCAGAGGCAUUUCAGAUGGGAAGUCUCAUCCUUCCUUUCCUGAAGAAUACGGUGUGAAACAGAGAGACGAAUUCUAUACUUCUCUGAGUUAUUCCGGCUGGGGAGGCAGCAGUGGUCAUGAUGCUCCCAUGAUUGCUUAUGAUGCCCUUCUUGGUUCUGGGAACAACUGGACUGAGCUAGCCAGUAGAGGCUUCUUCCAUGGGGGAGACAGUGACUCUACAGGGGCCAUUGCUGCAUGCUGGUGGGGAGCAAUGCAUGGCUUCCAAGGGGUCAGUGCAAACAACUAUAGGGAGAUCGAGUACAGAGACCGACUGGAGAAAGUAGCUGGAGACCUUUAUCAUCUCAGUUUGGCUGCAAAGCUUGACUGAAGAAGCCCUUUGGGAUGGCGGAGCAAGAAGAAAUGGCAGAAACCAAAUGCUGAUAGGCUGUCUCAUUCUUUGUCCUUAUGAAGACCACUAUCUAGUCAAAUAUAAGGCUAUGUUGUUUAAAUAGACUCAACAAAAGGCUUUCCCUGGGAAUUAAAAUGUUAAAAUAAU